Onychostoma macrolepis is the source of this 3898-nucleotide messenger RNA. It is a transcript of the gene b3galt8, whose product is annotated as beta-1,3-galactosyltransferase 8. The transcript has a single exon. Gene Ontology annotation, molecular function: N-acetyl-beta-D-glucosaminide beta-(1,3)-galactosyltransferase activity. The record is from RefSeq and is a predicted model, not a curated record. Gene Ontology annotation, cellular component: membrane. NCBI's taxonomy places the organism in Eukaryota, Metazoa, Chordata, Actinopteri, Cypriniformes, Cyprinidae. The coding region runs from base 345 to 1376 and encodes 343 amino acids.
CCUCUCAAGAAAGGUUGGGCACUUUUGCUAAACAAACACGUAGGCAAUAUGGGCAGUGUUGCCAAGUCCGCGGUUUUCCCGCAGAAUUGGGCUACUUUAACACUCUCUCCUUGGGAUGUUUUUCAUGUCCACGGGUUGAAGCGACCCCAGUAACAUGAUAUUUAGCCCCAGGAAUGCGACUUUUGUCAGGGGGACUCCGCCAAAAGACGUGUAUUUUACCCCAACGGAAGGCGAUUUUUUUUUUUUUUCACUAAAAAGUGAUUGGGCUAAUUUUGGGCUAGUUUUGAGUAGCAAUUGGGCGGGGUUUGCUAAGAAAACCUGGCAACCCUGAAUAUGGGCGAACCAUGGGUUCAAGUUUUGUAACUUUAGACUACCUACGUUUAUUUUGUUUAAAUAUGCGAGAACGAUCGCGAUAUAAACCUUUAAAAUACUUUGCUGUAGCUGGAUUAAUAACACUUGUAGUUAUCCUCGUUUUUAGCAGCACAAUACGGCCGUCUCUGCUGAAGAAGACUCCAGCACCUAAAGAGCUCUAUGGCGUGAUCUCACCAUCAACAUACAAAUUCCUUCUGAACCAGCCAGAACUGUGUGAGAAGAAGAGUCCCUUCCUGGUUCUUAUGAUCCCAGUGACUCUCAAAGACACAGAGGCGAGGACUGCUAUUAGAAGGACAUGGGGUCAAGAUGGCUUGAUUUCUCUUGUGACCAUUUUGCAUUUGUUUGUCAUUGGUCAGCCAGCACAAAGUGACCCAGUACUGCAGGAGCACCUUGAGAGGGAGAGCAAGGAAUAUGGGGACAUCAUUCAAAUGGACUUUGUGGACAGCUACCAUAAUCUCACCAUCAAGACAAUGAUGAUUAUGAACUGGAUAGCCACUUACUGCCAGGGUGCCUGGUACGCCAUGAAGAUCGAUGCAGAUAUCUUUCUCAAUGUGCGUUACCUGGUGGACUACUUGCAUGACCAGAGCAAAUCCUCAAGGAAAGACUACAUUACUGGAUCAGUCAUCUCAGAUGCUGUUCCUCACAGGGACAGCUUCAACAAAUGGUACAUCUCAGAGGAUCUUUACCCAGAUUCCUGGUAUCCUCCGUACGUGUCUGGAGCCGCAUAUGUCUUUUCUACUGACUUGGCCAGAAAAAUAUCCUGGGCCUCUAGAUUUGUGCGACCGAUUCCACUCGAAGAUGUCUAUGUGGGGUUGUGCCUACACGUCCUGGGUGUAAAACCAGUUUAUGCAACAACAUUUCUGGGAUUUAGGAAUCUUUUUGAGGUGCGCAAACUGAAGUAUGAAAGGUGCACUUUUGCCAAGCGCAUAAUAGUGAAUGGCUUUAACCCACAGAAACUUCUCCACAUUUGGCAUGACUUUCAGAAGUCUUAUUUUACAUGUUGAUACAAUUGAAAUAACUAAAAUUGUUUUUGAAGUACCUUGAAGCUGCUAAAUUAUGUGUAGUAUUUGCUAGUACCAUUCCUUUAACAAAGUUCACAUCAUUGAGAUCCAGCACUGUAACACAUGCGAGGAGGGAGAACAAAAUAUUGUUCAAGAACACAAGGGGGAAUAGACAGCUGUUGAGGUGUGGUAUGUAGAAAAUAAUAAAUAUAAGAGAAAAAAAUCAAUGAGGUGGAGGAAGGUAAAUAAAUAAAUAAAUAGGUCAUGUGGAAGUGGAAGAGGUUAUGUAAAACACUUUCUUAGAUAAACUAUUACAAAUACAAUUUUUUAAUACUGGCUGUGGGCCACAGACCUCAGGUAUUAUAAGUGAUCUCUCACCUAUUUCAUAGUGUUUUGAUUCUUCUGCCUCCUGGAGGAUGGCAGAAAAAUACAAACAGUUUGAAUUGCGUGAGAGGGGUCACUUAUAAUACCUGAGGAGGGAGGAUUGGAGUCCUUAAGAAGAGGAGAUAGCCUACUGCUGUGAUAUGUUCUGAGAUACUGCUGUGAUAUUUUUCUUUAUAGUGUGAAUCCGGAUAAAUAGCAAUCUCUUUCAUCUGUUUUCAAUGAUUAAAAGGCAGCUUACUGGCUCUAUUAUGUGUCCACUACUUUGAAUGUUGAAAUCAUAGCUGCCCUUACAGAUACAGUGCCCUCCAAAAGUAUUGGAACAGUGAAGACAAAAUUGUUCUGUUGGCUGUGGAGUCAAGACAUUUGCAAAUAUGAUGAAAAGAUGAAUAUGAGACAAAACUACAGAAUGUCACAUUUUAUUAUUAGCCGUUUCAACACAUACAUGUUUUACCAAAUAAAAAGAACAGCACUUUUAGAGUUCAUCCCACUCAUUGAUGUGAGCAAAAGUAUUGGGACAGCUGAACAUAAGGCAGAUGUAAAAGAUUAAAAGCUAUUAUUUAGUUGCAGAUUCCUUGCGCACAACCACAGCAGUGAGUCUGUGACCCAUAGACAUCACCAGACUCUUGGUCUCAUCCUUUGAAAUGCUUUUCCCAGCUUUUAAUGCAGCCAAUUCCAAUCGUUGCUUGUUUUGAGGAGUUUCUGCCUUUACUCUCCUCUUCAGCUGGUGAAAUUCAUGUUCAAUCGGAUUUAAAUCUGGAGAUUGACUUGGGCAAUCUAAGACUUUCCAUUUCUUUGCCUUUAUAAAUUCCUUGACUGAACUGACAGGGUGUUUUGGGUCAUUGUCCUGAUGCAAUAUGAAGCACUUCCCAAUGAAUCUGGUGGCAUUUUCUUGUAUAUUAGUAGGCAAGAUGGUUUUGUACCCUUCCAAAUUCAUUCUGCUACUGUCAUCAUGCAUUAAGUCAUCAGUAAAGUUGAGAGGGUCUGUUCCAGAGGCAGCCAUGCAUGCCCAUGCCAUGACACCACCUCCACCAUGCUUUACAGAUGAGGCUGUAUGCUUGGGAUCAUUGCAGUUCCCUUUUUUUUCUCCACAUUUUUGCUUUCCCAUCACUUAGAUAAAGGUUCAUCUUUGUCUCAUCGGUCCAUAAACACAGUUCCAAAACUCUUCUGGCUCACCUUUGUGCUUUUUUGCAAACUCUAAUCUUGCCUUUCUAUUUUUGGAGCUGGUCAGAGGUUUGUAUCUUGCUGUGUAGCAUCUGUAAUUCUGUGUCAAAGUCUCCUGAAGACAGUAGAUUGUCAGAGCAUCAACUACUUUUGUUUUCUCAGCCGAUCAGGUCGUUGUUGGUUGCUGGUGGUUUCCAAACUCUUGAUUUCUCCAUGCCCUUUGUUUUUGCUAGAGCUCUAUCUGACUUCCUCUUUUCUUUUAGCAUCCAAAUUGCUUGCUUUUCUCUCAAACUCAGCUCACUCAUCUUCAUCCUGGUUUGUGUGUGUCAUCAUCGAAUGCAGAAGUAAUGAAUAUAACUGAUACGACUGCUUUUAAUAUCUGAAGAAUUAAUGCAACAGGACACAGCUGAUCACUUAGAAAGACCUGUGAGGCAAUUGUUCCAAUACUUAUGCUCACGUCAGAUAGAGGGAUGAAACUCUAAAAGUGCUGAACUUCUUAGCUGGUAAAACAUCUGUGUGUUGAAUCACCCAAUAAUAAAAUCUGACAUUCUGUAGUUUUGUCUCAUAUUCAUCUUUUAAUCAUAUUUGUAAAUGUCUUGACUCCACAGCCAACAGAGCAAUUUUGUCUUUACUGUUCCAAUACGUUUGGUGGGCACUGUAUAUCAGCAGGUUAUUUUAUUAACCAGAUUGCACUAUUUGAACAAAGCAUGAUAGAGCUUUAGGCUCUUUUCUUUCUGCACUGAAGUUGCACAUAUCAUUAUAAAAGAAUUAUUUACCACCCACGUAUGAUCUUUAAACAAUAAACAUGUUAUUUUUGAUGGCGAAAAAUGUUUGUUUCUUCCGUGUAUUACAUUUUGAGAUGCUGGUGCGUGAUUUAAACAGAAGGGGGCGCAGUUUCCCUAAAAAUAGCGAGUGGAGGAAACGUAGCGCUCCGAGUGGAUAUUUAGGUUAGUUCUGGUAAGAGAAUAUUCAUUUAAAGA